Molecule: messenger RNA, 4629 nt
Organism: Acinonyx jubatus (cheetah)
Lineage: Eukaryota; Metazoa; Chordata; Mammalia; Carnivora; Felidae
Product: cationic amino acid transporter 3-like
Exons: 3
Biological process (GO): transmembrane transport; amino acid transport
Cellular component (GO): plasma membrane
Molecular function (GO): amino acid transmembrane transporter activity
Source: RefSeq, a predicted model, not a curated record
GAGGGAACAUGGGGCAGUGAUGGCAGCAGCUUCACCCUCUCAGCUUCUUUCUGGGCACACCCACCACCCAGCAGCACCUGAGAGGGGACUGGACUCAGCAGGGAUCAGGUGCAGUGGAAGAGGAUCAUAAAGCAAAUAUACAUCCCUUCCCUGGCCUGGCUCCCUCCUCCUGCUCCACACUUGCCUCCUUCUCUCCCUUUGUCAUUUUCCUUCCUCCCUCCUUGCAACCCUGUCUUCUUCCUUCCUACUUUGCCUCCUUUACCUUCACCUCUGUCAGGCAAAUCUGUCUAUCUGUGGGCCUUUCUCUUUGACUCCAUAUAGUUUGUGCUGAGAUUUUCCAAGACUGAGUCUGCCCUUAGCUUUCCUUCUGGCUGUUUCCCUCCCUGCUUCCCUCUAUCAGUCUCUGAAGGUGUCUCUUCCAUCACAUCUUUGUGAGUUUCACCCUGUGUGCCUUUUAGUUUCUCCACCCACAUCUCCUCCUAUCUGUCUCCUUUUGCUGUCCCUCCAUCCAUGUUUUCUCUCUUGCCCUCUAAUCCAUCUCUCUUCCUUGCUUCUCUUAUCUCUGUGUCUUUCAUCCUCUUCCCCUGUCUCUGACUCACACCCCUGUCUCUUCUCCUCUUCCCUCCUCUAACCCCUCAGAGUUCAGACACUUCAUGUGAAAUCACCUGGAUGGACUCUAACUUCCAGGUUCCCCAUUCUGUCCUCCCCCCUCCCCACCAGGAGACACUUAUGGCAUCAACUCUGCAUCCUCUGCAUUCCCUCAGCCCUGGACAAGUUGUCUUACUUCUCUGGUGAUUGUCUAGGGCCCUGGUAUUUCCCCUAGCCUCUACUGAGGAGGCAGUGUGUAGCAUAGGGAGAAAGUUGAAAGGAUUGUGUUUGUGACCAGAUGCAAGGACAAAGAGACCCUCUUCUUAUACCCUUCUUUCCCUCAAAGCAGAUGCACAUCUGGGAAAAAUCCCAGUUUGGGGCAGGGUAAGACAGCCUAAUAUUGUAACAGACACAAAUCAAAUACCCAGGUGCCCCUCCCCUACUGUUCUGUCAUGACAGCCAUCCUUCCAAAUCCUGCCUGUCUCCUUUGCCUCUAGGAAUCUUGGCUCUGUAGUCUGGCUGGGCCACUCAUCCACCACAUAAUAUAGCACCUGGAACAAACCAGAUGCUCAAUUAGCACCCUUGGUCUUGCCUACUGGAGAUGUGUUAGGGCAGGGCCAAUGUGAUUUGUAGUUUUUUUCUCAGUUGGAGACUCAUCAUGAGAUCUGAAACAAUUUUUUCUGAUUCAGUUUUAAUGAUCUGUCUUAGUAUAUUUAAUGUAGACUUUAGGGAACUGAAGUUACUCUUUUUGCCCCUCCUUCCACUUCCACCCAAUUCUUUAAGGAACCUAAUUUAGGGUUUAAAGACAUCUCAACACUGUGAAGUAGAGGAAUCAUUGCCCCUUUUCCUUGACAUCCAUGCCUUCUUGGUACCAUCACUUUUGCAUUCAUCCUUUGUUUUCUAAGUAGGCCCCAUCUUCUCCAUCUCUGACAAACAUGCCUCUAUUUGAAGGUUACCAUCCUGGAAAGGAGGUGGCACCUUCCUUCGGUCUGUUUCAGGGUCUUGGAAGCACUAUGUUAUGAUUGUCUAGAGCAAGAAGCUCUGUAGCCUGGAACUAUAUAUUUUUCUUUACUUUCUCCAGCACAAUACUCAAUGUAUAUUCAGUUAGAAUGUGCUAUGAAUGACGAAUGAGUGACUCAGGAAGUCCUUCAUGAUGAAGCAUAAGCCAAUUCCUUUUAGUUUUAUUCUUGGAGUUUUGAGACAUGUGGGUGAGGGUGCUGGGAUGGAUGGUGCUGGUAGAGGAACAUAGUGAGAGAUUGUUGGAGAGGUGGCUGGGGAAUGUGACUCUAUCAUUGUUUAUAGGGGUGCUCUUUAGCUGCUCCUGGAACUGGCCUCCAAAUCCCACAGGCUGGGCUCCACCUGGCUCCUCACACUCUUCUCCUGCCAGUUAGGACCUUCUCUAUACCUAGAACCCUGGGAAACUUAUUUACUUCUAAAUUCACAUCUUGCUGCAAAUAAAGUCUCCAGCAAAGUCCAAUUUGAGCCCUCAGUCCACCUCCUCACCCAGACAGAGUCCCACUAGUCUUCCAUUGCCCAGCUCCAGCUUUCCUCCAGGAUUCCAUAUAAGGUACCUCCUUCACCCUUUCCCACCCCUCCAGGCUGUGGCCUCCCCCAUGGCCCUGUCUCCUGAUGGCCCCGCCUCCCCAUAGGCCCCACCUUCUUGAGGGCACCCUCCAAGUUCCACUCUUCGUUCUGACUCUCCUUGGCCAAGCUCCUUCCCUGUCUCUGGAUUUGACUUUCUUUUUCUUCUCCUGUCUUAUCCUCCAAAAAGCCUAUAGGUAGUUAUGAAGGCCCUGCCGCUUUCUCCCUCUUCCUCUCUUCUCACAGUGACCCUGUGGGCCAAGGUGACAUGAGAUAUCUGAGCUGCAUUGGUUGGUUGAGCAUCAUUGUUCAAGAAGUAUUUAUUGUUUAUUUAGAUAUUAUGAAGGGAUAGGACAUACCAGAUGAAAGAUGAUGCAGCAGAUUUGAAGCCUGAGACUUGGAACUUGGCAGCCCCAAAUCAACUUGGGUUAAUUCAGUUCUCCAAACCCUAUCUGAACACUCUCAGUUCCCUGGCCUUGUUGCAGCUCUCUGACCCUGGAAUCCUCUUCAGCUGCAGCUAAAAUGCUGCAUCAAGCACUUCGCAGAUUUGGUCAAAAGCUGGUAUGCAGACGUAAGCUGGAACAACCGGUGGCUGAGGAUGACCCAUCCAGAAGCCUGAGCACUCUGGAUUUAGUGGCCCUGGGUGUGGGCCACACAGUAGGUGUAGGUGUGUAUGUCUUAGCUGGUGAUGUGAUCAGCAAUCAAGCAGGACCAUCCAUUGUGAUCUGCUUCUUGGUGGCUGGCCUAUCUACUGUGUUGGCUGGGCUGUGCUAUGCAGAGAUUAGUGCCCGUAUUCCCCAUUCUGGCUCUGCUUAUCUCUACAUCUAUGUCACUAUAGGUGAAUUCUGGGCCUUCGUCACUGGCUGGAACCUCAUCCUUUCCUGUGUUGGUGGUAUAGCCAGUGUGGUCCAAGCCUGGAUCUUAGCUUUUACUAGCCUGAUUGGGAUCCAGAUCUUUCAGUAACUGCAUGAGAGCAUUGCACCAUAUGUUUCCCAGGUCUUUUCAGAAUAUCUAGACUUCUUUGUUGUGGGCCUUGUGUUGUUGCUCAUGGGAUUGCUGACUCUGUGGGUGGAUGAGAUUUUCCUGGUUAACAAAGUGCUCACAUUGGUGAGCCUUUUGGUUCUUACUUUUGUCAUCAUCGCUGGCUUCAUUAAGGGGGACCUGCACAACUGGAAGCUCACAGAAGAGGACUACGUAAAGGCUGGACUCAAUGACACCUCCAGCUUGGGCCCUCUGGGCUUUGGAGGAUUUGUGCCUUUCGGCUUUGAGGGGAUUCUCCGUGGAGCAGCUACCUGUUUCUAUGCAUUUAUAGGUUUCAGCAGUAUUGUUACCAGGGUUGACAAAGCCAAGAAUCCCAGGCGUUCCAUACCCAUGAGCAUUAUGAUUUCACUGUUCAUCUGCUUUUUGAUGUAUUUUGGUGUUUCUGCGGCACUUACACUUAUGGUGCCUUACUACAAGCUUCAACAUGGCAGCACCUUGCCUGAGACCUUUCUUAAUAUUGGCUGGGCCCCUGCCUGCUAUGUUGUAGCUUUUGGAUUUAUCUGUGGUUUUCCUGCCAGCAUCUUCGGCUUUAUGGUCCCCAUACGUCAGGUGAUAUACAGGAUGUCAGAGGAUCACCUCCUGUUCCCUGUCCUUGCCAGGAUCCAAACUGGCAAAUACACCCGCAUCAUGGCCACUGUGAUCUUGAGCAUUACUGCACCAAUCAUGGCCUUCUUCUUUAGACUCACUGAUCUUGUGGACCUCUGGUCACUUACUUUCCUGAUAGCUUACUCCCUGGUGGCUCUUUGUGUUCUCAUCAUCAGUUAUCAGCCUGAGAGGAAGACUGGGGGAAAUGAAGCAGAGAUGCGGGAGGAGAAUGGACCUGCAGCAGACAGGCUAACUCUACAAGGACUACUUUUUCCAGGCAGCUACUCCCCAACUCCACUUUCUGGCCAGGUUGUCCAUGUUUGCUCCUCACUGCUUGCUCUGCUGCUCACUCUUCUUUGCCUGGUGCUGGCCCACUGGCCAGUUCUGCUUUCUGGAGACCCAGUAUGGAUUUCAGUGGUUGUGCUGCUCCUGGUGCUCAUCACUGGGAUCACUGGGGUCAUCUGGAGACAGCCCCAGAGCCCCAGUCCUCUUCCCUUUAAGGUCCUUGUUCUCCCUCUCUUCCCACUACUGAGCAUCUUCAUGAAUGUUUACCUUAUGACGCAGGUGACAGCUGACGCCUGGAUCUUAUUUGGUAUCUGGAUGUUAAUUGGUUUUGCCAUCUACUUUGGCUAUGGGCUCCAGGGCAGCCUGGUUGCUAACCCCACUUAAGUUAGUUCCAAAACUAUAAACCUUGAACUCAGCAGUUCCAGUACAUAUUUGAUUUAACGUCAUCACACUGAAAUGCAGUCUUGUCCCCUGCACAAUUAUGUAGGGUACUCUUAGCACAUGGAAAUCUAGGUUUGCCAUGGGAUGUUGAUGUGGGGGAACACUAAU